Molecule: messenger RNA, 4886 nt
Organism: Acanthopagrus latus (yellowfin seabream)
Lineage: Eukaryota; Metazoa; Chordata; Actinopteri; Spariformes; Sparidae
Gene: prkd2
Product: protein kinase D2
Exons: 19
Coding region: 729-3536 (935 amino acids)
Biological process (GO): protein phosphorylation
Molecular function (GO): protein serine/threonine kinase activity; ATP binding
Source: RefSeq, a predicted model, not a curated record
UCUCUCUCUCUCACACACACACACACACACACACACUGUGCUUUUUCACAAAAAAGACUCAGCUGAGGCUGAAACUGAAACAGGGCAAGACUCGUAAAAGCAGAGCAGUCUCUUGCUCUCCUUCAUUCUCACAGUUUCCUGUUCAAGGAGGCCAUUUUGUAACUCAGCCUGGAGAAGGAGCACAACAUUUGUUUGGCAUUUGUUUUUGUCUUCUCACUCCCACGGCCGGGAGUUUCUCAAUCCACUUUGGACUUUCUCCUCUGCAGAGCAACUUCUUUGGACGAGAGAGGUGAGGGAGGGAAGGAAGAAGGUGGAGGAGGAGGAGGAGGAGGAGGAGGAGGAGUAGAAGAGGGCAGUUUCCCCCCUCUACACCCUCUGGCUGUCUCUCUUUUUGAAGAGUCUCUCGCGCACAUUGCUCAUGUUUGUCAUGCCCGGACUGUGAGACGAGCCUGUGGACGAGAGAGCACGAAAGAAGAGGCUGAAAGCAGGAAAACAAACAAACAAAAAAAACCCACGCUGCUUCCUGGAUAAGGAUUUCUUCCUUGAUCUGCCGGGAGGGGGUGGACACAGGACACAGAGGAACUCAUGCUCAGUGUGUGUGUGUGUGUGUGCCCCCCUCUCUCCUCCACCGAGACAGUUUGAAUGACUGUGGGUUUUCUGAGAACUCUUGACUGCACCUGGGGCGUGUGUUUGUGACUGUGUGUAUGUUGAUAGAGUCAGGAGUCUGAAUGGCUAACGCGAGCCCUUGUAUGCCCUCGGGGGCCAUGGCUCAGGUCUUCUUUCCUCCCGGGGGCUCCUCGCCGCCCGGCUCCGCAGUGAUGCAGCAGGGGACCCCCAUAUCAAUGCCCUCUAUGCCGGCUCAGGGUGGGUUUCCUGUGAUGGACCUGUCACUAGGGCAGGGUCCAGGCGGGGCUGUGAUGCCUUCACUGCCUCCUACUCCAGCAGGGGUGUCCUUCAUCAUCCAGAUCGGCCUGACCAGAGAGUCUGUCCUGAUGCCCCAGAGUGCAGACCUGGCCUACGUGAAACAAAUUGCCUGCUCCAUUGUCGACACAAAGUUCCCAGAGUGCGGCUUCUACGGCAUCUAUGACAAGAUUCUUCUGUUUAAGCAUGACACAUCCACCAACAACAUCCUGCAACUGGUUAAAAAUGCCGGUGACAUUCAGGAGGGAGAUCUGGUGGAGGUCGUGCUCUCUGCGGCAGCCACGUUUGAAGACUUCCAGAUUCGGCCCCACGCACUCAACGUGCACUCGUACCGGGCCCCGGCCUUUUGCGACCACUGUGGAGAGAUGCUGUUCGGACUGGUCAGACAAGGGCUCAAGUGUGACGGAUGUGGACUAAACUACCACAAGCGCUGUGCAUUCAGCAUCCCAAACAACUGCAGCGGAGCUCGCAAGCGGCGUCUGUCCACCACGUCCUUAAGCAGCAGCCAGUCCCUGCGCCUCUCCACCACCGAGUCGGUGUUCAGUGUGGGAACGGUGUCCACCUGCGCAGAGGACGUCAGCCUCAUCCGCUCACACACACAGAUGCCACGCACUGCUAGCGAUGCCCGCCGCUUCUACACGGGCAGACCUGUUCACUUGGACAAGAUCCUGAUGAGCAAGGUGAAGGUGCCUCACACGUUCGCUGUCCACUCGUACACAAGGCCGACGGUCUGCCAGUACUGCAAGAGGCUGCUCAGAGGACUGUUCAGGCAGGGCCUCCAGUGCAAAGACUGCAAGUUCAACUGCCAUAAACGCUGUGCGUACAAGGUUCCCAAUGACUGCCUCGGGGAGACCAUCGACAACAGAAGUAACUCCGACAUAUUGAGUCCCAGUGCGGACCCUGAGGUGCCCAUGGACUACAGCACCGACUACGACGCUGCAGACAAGUCUUCAAUGGAUGACUCGGACGAGGCCUGCAGCAUCCCUGGGUCCUUCUCUCCUGAAAACAAUCAGGACGGAACCAGCGGUGAUCAGAGUGUUUACAUCCCACUGAUGAGAGUGGUACAAUCGGUGAGACAGACGACCCGUCGGUCCAGUACAGCUAUCAAGGAAGGAUGGAUGGUUCACUACAGCAACAAGGACACACUGAGAAAGAGGCACUACUGGCGUCUGGACUGUAAGUGCAUCAUCCUGUUCCAGAACAACACCACCAACAAAUACUACAAGGAGAUCCCUCUAUCUGAGAUCCUGGAGGUGCGCCCCGCAGGAAACUUCAACCUCGUGCCCCCAGGCACGAAUCCUCACUGCUUCGAGCUCAUCACUGGCACUAUGUGCUACUUUGUUGGGGAGGACCCCAACACACUCCCUCCUGUGUCCCCCAGCAAUCCCCAGACUCUCCCUCCGACCCCUCCCUCCCCCAGCCAAGUGGCUCCAAACAGCGGCAUCGGCCGUGAGGUGGCCAAGGCAUGGGAGAGCGCCAUCCGGCAGGCCCUCAUGCCCGUCAUCUUUCAGGACGCACCACCAGCUGAGGGGAACACGACUCACAGACAAGCCUCGAUCAGCAUAUCGGUGUCCAACAGUCAAAUACAAGAGAACGUGCAGGAUAUUGGUACAGUGUACCAGAUAUUUGCUGAUGAAGUGCUGGGAUCUGGCCAGUUUGGAGUCGUGUAUGGAGGAAAGCACAGGAAGACAGGGAGGGACGUGGCUGUCAAAGUCAUCGACAAGCUCCGCUUUCCCACCAAGCAGGAGAGCCAGCUGAGGAACGAGGUGGCCAUACUCCAGAGUCUACGUCACCUGGGCAUUGUGAACCUGGAGUGUAUGUUUGAGACCCCAGAGAAAGUGUUUGUGGUGAUGGAGAAGCUUCAUGGCGACAUGCUGGAGAUGAUCCUUUCCAGUGAGAAAGGCAGACUACCUGAGAGGCUCACUAAGUUCCUCAUCACACAGAUUCUUGCAGCGCUGAGACAUCUGCACUUCAAGAACAUCGUUCACUGCGAUCUGAAACCAGAGAAUGUGCUGCUUGCCUCUGCCGAUCCCUUCCCCCAGGUGAAGUUGUGUGACUUCGGUUUUGCCCGCAUCAUUGGCGAGAAGUCUUUCCGCCGCUCGGUAGUCGGCACCCCAGCCUACCUGGCCCCGGAGGUUCUGCUGAACCAGGGUUACAACCGCUCAUUGGACAUGUGGUCGGUCGGUGUCAUUAUGUACGUCAGCCUGAGUGGGACAUUCCCGUUCAAUGAGGACGAGGAUAUCAACGACCAGAUCCACAACGCUGCCUUCAUGUACCCGCCAAACCCCUGGAAACAGAUCUCCAGUGAUGCAAUCGACUUGAUCAACAACCUACUGCAAGUUAAGAUGAGGAAACGCUACAGUGUGGACAAGAGUCUCAGCCACGUAUACUUACAGGACUAUCAAACAUGGCUGGACCUGCGGGAGCUGGAGACCAAACUCGGCGGACGUUACAUCACCCACGAGAGCGAUGACAGCCGCUGGCAAAUGUUUGCCCGGGAACAUACCCUGCCUUACCCGGCUCACCUUGUGCCGCCUCCUCCAGCACCAGCCUCAGACGAUGAGGAGGGGGACGCAGAUGUGCAAGGCCUCACUGAGAGGGUCAGCAUCCUCUGACCAGAGAGAGAGAGAGAGAGAGAGAGAAAGAGAGAGAGGUGGAGGACUCGAGAAAGAGGGAGAGGGAGGGGAGGAUGGGAAGAGCCUGAAAGAGACAUCAAGUUAAUCAUAUGGGACUUAAAAGAAUAGUCUCCAUCUGUUUAGACUUUCACAGCAACAAAUCUGUGUGCCUGCAAUAAAUCAGCUUUCUCUCUUCCAGCCUGGUCAUCAAGCGUCCUUCUAAUGAUUUAUCUCUUCUGUUACUGGUCUUCUUUCAUCUUUUUCUUGAUGAAGACUGCUUGGCUCUAUUUCAAACCCUCUUGAGCGGCUGACCCGGAGAUCGGCGUCAACCCCGGCGUGGUCUCCUCCUCUCGCUUCAAACGGCUUCAAAGCGACAGCUGGAAAUACCAGUGAUCAGGAUAAGAAUUUGGGAUCAGAGUGCGUACUGAGAUAUUCUUCUCAAGGAAUAAGAGUUAAAAUUUCAAAAAUGAAACCGCCUCCCAUUAAAAUUAAAGUCAUUUAAGUGGACUGACUGGAAUGAUAGUCCCUUGUAUGCCUUCACUAAAUACCGGUUCAAUCAUUUUUCGGAGAUGAAGCCCUUUAUGUUGACAAAAGACUUCCUCUGUGCUGGUAAUUACUAAUGUGUCAGGCAUGGAGUCAAACCCAAAUGCAUUCCCAUAAAUGCAUGUCCUGUUGUGAAAACUGGAAGUAUCGAUCCGGUGAUAGCAAAUCCUCCAGUAAUUACCACUCGUCUUGGGCCACAAUAGACGCUCAGAAGACACAUGUGAUUAAAGACGCCGUUGCGGGUUUAAAUGAACUCGCAUCGGACGGCUCGAUACCUGCCAUGACUGGAGAGCUUUUUUACAGUUACCACAGACACAAUGACUGUUGCUGAAUGGCGGAAAUUGCUUCUUAUUGUGUCGAGUUGCCCACUGUCAGCCAUCUCUGAAUUGAAAGCAGUUGUGUUAUUUAAAUGGUGAAAAAAACAUCCACGCAGAUUCAUAUGCCAUCAAUGGAGGCAGCAUUUUUUUUUUUUUUUUUUUUAACACCUGACCAGGUAUAAAUGGACUGUCGUUGCAUAGAGCGGACCUCUCCAUAUGAUGAAAAGUGCAUGGACGGACAGCUUGUGUAACUAAACUAGAUUUUGGAGACUAUUUGUAGUUUGAUUAUUGACUACCUGUCAUGUCAAUAUGCUGCAUGUUUCUGUGAAGUAGAAUUAUCUAAACACAAUAUAAAACAUACUGUAGUUACAGUGGUCUAUUAUACACACGUGUGACCUAAAGUUUAUGUAGUAUGUAUGUAUGUAGACUGUGUAUAACAUGUUUGAAGGAUCCUAGCCUUGGAAACAGAUAAUACAAACCUUGAACAAUA